CUGAAACAGCAGUGGACUGCUUGAGCUAGCACUCGCGAUACCGCUCGCCUAUGGACCGCCAAGCUUAAUGAUGUAUUUUGUGAUUUCAGCUAUGAAAGCUCAAAUCGAAAUAAUUCCCUGCAAGAUCUGUGGAGACAAAUCAUCAGGCAUCCAUUAUGGCGUGAUAACGUGUGAGGGCUGCAAGGGUUUCUUCAGGAGGAGUCAGCAGAGCAAUGCGGCGUACUCAUGCCCGCGUCAGAAGAACUGCCUGAUUGACCGCACCAGCCGGAACCGCUGCCAGCACUGUAGGCUGCAGAAGUGUCUGACCGUGGGCAUGUCACGUGACGCGGUGAAGUUUGGCCGGAUGUCAAAGAAACAGCGGGACAGCCUCUAUGCAGAAGUGCAGAAACACCGGCUCCAGCAGCAACAGCGGGACCACCAGCAGCAGCCCGGUGAGGCAGAGCCCCUUACCCCAACCUACGGCCUCUCCACCAAUGGCCUGACCGAGCUCCACGAUGAUCUGAGUGGCUACAUGAACGGCCACACGCCCGAUGGCACCAAGCCCGACUCGGGCGUCAGCAGCUUUUACCUGGACAUCCAACCCUCGCCUGACCAGUCCGGCCUGGACAUCAAUGGCAUCAAGCCAGAACCCAUCUGCGACUUCACCCCGGGCUCGGGCUUCUUCCCCUACUGUUCCUUCACAAAUGGGGAGACAUCCCCCACCGUUUCCAUGGCCGAGUUGGAACAUCUGGCCCAGAACAUUUCCAAGUCCCACAUGGAGACGUGUCAGUACCUGAGAGAAGAACUCCAGCAGAUGACCUGGCAGGCGUUCCUUCAGGAGGAGGUGGAGAGCUACCAGAGCAAGCCCAGAGAAGUCAUGUGGCAGUUGUGUGCCAUUAAAAUCACAGAGGCCAUUCAGUAUGUGGUGGAGUUUGCCAAGCGCAUCGAUGGCUUCAUGGAGCUCUGUCAGAAUGAUCAGAUAGUGCUUCUCAAAGCAGGCUCUUUGGAGGUGGUGUUCGUCAGAAUGUGCCGUGCCUUCGACCCUCAGAACAACACAGUCUAUUUCGACGGAAAGUAUGCGGGGCCUGAUGUCUUUAAGUCAUUAGGUUGCGACGACUUGAUCAGCUCUGUCUUCGAGUUUGGGAAAAACUUGUGUUCUGUGCACCUCUCUGAAGACGAGAUCGCCCUGUUCUCCGCCUUCGUGUUGAUGUCUGCAGAUCGAUCCUGGCUCCAGGAGAAGGUGAAGGUGGAGAAACUCCAGCAGAAGAUCCAGCUGGCCCUCCAACAUGUUCUACAGAAGAACCAUAGAGAGGACGGCAUGCUGACAAAGUUAAUAUGCAAAGUCUCCACACUGCGAGCCCUGUGCAGCCGGCAUACAGAAAAGCUGACGGCGUUCAAAGCAAUAUACCCAGACAUUGUUCGCACCCACUUCCCCCCCUUGUACAAGGAGUUGUUCGGAUCAGACUUUGAGCAGUCCAUGCCCAUUGACGGGUAGCGCUUCCCCGCGCCCACCCCGCCCGGGAGAAUUUACACCGUGGGGAAUGUCAAGCAUAAAUCUGAGACACUUUAGCAGUGCCCUGCACAUACACACACCUGGACGGACGACACACUGCACACACACACUUUUCCCCUUUUUUUCUUUGUGAUUUUUUUUUUUUCGUGGGGGAGGAGGUAGUAGACUGGGUUUGACUCCAGUGGUUUAUUUUUGGGGUUUGUUUCCUUCUUUUACUGACACAGGUGGGAUUCGGAGCCCAGGGGAGAGGAUAAGAAGAUGAAGACACUUGUUUUUCCCGAACGCUCCCUCGCUCUCUUUCUCUCUCUGGCUGAACCUGAAGAGUCCACACAUUCAUUUUCGAGAACGGUCCCAUGGCGAUUUGUCACAAUCAGCAUAAAUUGUUUCCAAAACGGAAAAACGAGUCCCGGAGAGCCCUUUUCAAGCCAAGGACAUGAAAUAAAAAGUUGCGAUCAAAAAGUUGAUUAUCCGAACUGUUCCAGCAGUUGUUGUAGCACCAAAAAAGUCUACGUAGAAAAAUACGUUGUUAGCUCCUUCCGCCCUGUGCACUGUUUUCAAACCAGCACCGAAUGAAGAAGAAUACGAAGUGAGAGAGAAAGAGAGAUAUGGAGAAGGAGUGUGAUGUAGAGUCAACACACAACAUCACCUUUCUACAGACAAUUGAGAAAAAAAAAAAAAAGAAGGAACAACGUAGAAUUCUGGUAAUUCUAGUUGCGAUUGCUUUUAGCCGUCAGAGACUCCAUCUACCGUAGUUGCUUAGUGAUAUCGUUUAAGGCCAUCUGCUAUUAAGUCCCUCUCCGGAAUGGUGUUAACGUAACGUAAUGGUCCGACCACCAACAUCGAUGCAAUGCAAGGGUCCAUUCCACCUAUUUUCUAACAUGUUACAGGGUAUAAGAUCAUAAGUACAAACUAUACAGGAAAAAAAUGUUUAUAGAAUCUAUUUUAAAUAACAUGUAUGAUAUUAGUAGCUAGACUAUUCUUAAUUGUGAAAAAUUGAUAAGGCACUUUUAUUUGCACCUUUCUUUAAUUUAAGACAUGUAUAUUUACCUAGUGAUGUGUUGCAUGUAUAAAUACCACGGUUAUGGAGAACGAGUGCUGGAAACCCUAACGCUGCUGAGGGUGGGUGCGUGUUUGCGUGCGUGCGUGUUUGUGUAUUUAUUUGCGCGAGGCGGAGGUUGGUGCUGGGUAAAGGCAGAUCACGUAAUCUAGGGGGGGUUUGUAGCAAACACUCAUCG
Messenger RNA from Sinocyclocheilus anshuiensis, 2727 nucleotides. RefSeq names its product nuclear receptor ROR-alpha. Gene Ontology annotation, biological process: regulation of transcription by RNA polymerase II. Gene Ontology annotation, cellular component: nucleus. The transcript has 10 exons. The record is from RefSeq and is a predicted model, not a curated record. The coding region runs from base 68 to 1474 and encodes 468 amino acids. Gene Ontology annotation, molecular function: nuclear receptor activity; zinc ion binding; RNA polymerase II cis-regulatory region sequence-specific DNA binding. Lineage: Eukaryota; Metazoa; Chordata; Actinopteri; Cypriniformes; Cyprinidae.